Racocetra persica is the source of this 169-nucleotide messenger RNA. NCBI's taxonomy places the organism in Eukaryota, Fungi, Glomeromycota, Glomeromycetes, Diversisporales, Gigasporaceae. The record is from the annotation of a GenBank genome assembly.
UCAAUAAUGCUCGUGUUGUUUUUGGUGCAACUGUUGCUAUUGGAAAAGAUAAUUUUAAAUCUAUUAUAGGCGAUCACCUCACUUUUGUUGAUAAGUCGAUGCUUAUAAAAGAGUUUAUUGAGAGUUCAGAUUUUGUAUCACUUGUUCUUCGUCCUCGCCGAUUUGGCGA